This is a messenger RNA of Linum trigynum, 462 nucleotides long. NCBI's taxonomy places the organism in Eukaryota, Viridiplantae, Streptophyta, Magnoliopsida, Malpighiales, Linaceae. The record is from the annotation of a GenBank genome assembly.
AUGGAGGGCAUUUUGACGACAUGUGGCUGCCCGUUGGGGCGCCUGUCUCCCUCGGUAAUCGUGAUAGUCAUCUUGUUCAAGCUGAGGUGCCGCGAACAUCACGUGGAGCCUACCUUCAACCUAUUUCGGUAUUUUUUCAAGAUGGCGCUCCUUGACAACUGCUUAUCGCUUCAAAAGAGGAAAGGGCGCCCCAAUCACUUUGUGGAGAAGUGCCCGAAGUUGGGGCGCAGCUGGUUUAACGGGUUCUUCUUCAUGAAGGCGUACCGAGACUCGUUCUUCGAAAGUGGGGGCGCCUUCCUGAAAGAGUGGAGGCUGGGGAGCGUAGAAGAGUUUAACGCGCCCGUCGAGUUAUCUCAAGCAGAAAAGGACGGCGCCCGUCUGAUUUGCGAGACGCGCGUAAACUUGUGCAAAACUGAAAAUCGCCCCCCAAUUUUGGAGGCGUAUUAUAAUGAUGGUCCGUAG